This is a messenger RNA of Podarcis raffonei (Aeolian wall lizard), 2721 nucleotides long. It is a transcript of the gene FEV, whose product is annotated as FEV transcription factor, ETS family member. The record is from RefSeq and is a predicted model, not a curated record. NCBI's taxonomy places the organism in Eukaryota, Metazoa, Chordata, Lepidosauria, Squamata, Lacertidae. The transcript is spliced from 3 exons. Bases 126 to 752 code for a protein of 208 amino acids. Gene Ontology annotation, cellular component: nucleus. Gene Ontology annotation, biological process: cell differentiation; regulation of transcription by RNA polymerase II. Gene Ontology annotation, molecular function: DNA-binding transcription factor activity, RNA polymerase II-specific; sequence-specific DNA binding.
GCCGCUCUCCCCAUCCCGCGCCCUGCCUCGACGGGUGGGGACCGUAAUACAUAAUAACAACCAUCAUCUUCCCCAGGCGAAGGCAAUAAUACCCCCCGCGGGCGCGGGGUGGGCGCAGAGCUGCCAUGAGACGCGGCGCGGCCCGGACCCUGCUGCUCAACAUGUACCUGCCAGACCCAGUUGGGGAAACUUUGUUCAAAGAAGGCAAAAGCCAGGCGUGGGGAUCACUGGGGCCGGGAGUCCAAAAAGGCAGUGGGCAGAUCCAGUUGUGGCAAUUUCUGCUGGAGCUGCUUUCUGAUCGUGCCAAUCUCAACUGCAUCGCUUGGGAGGGCACCAAUGGAGAGUUCAAACUCCUGGAUCCCGACGAGGUGGCCCGGCGCUGGGGGGAGCGCAAGAGCAAGCCCAACAUGAACUAUGACAAGCUGAGCCGGGCCCUGCGCUACUACUAUGACAAGAACAUCAUGACCAAGGUCCACGGCAAACGCUACGCCUACAAGUUUGACUUCCAGGGCCUGGCCCAAGUCUGCCAGCCAGCAACACCCGACCAUACCCUCUACAAAUUCCAGGCACCCCUGCCCUUCUCUGGCAUUUCCAAACUCAACAUCAUGGCCUCAGGGGUGACUCCAACCAGCUUCUCCUAUUGGCCAGGCUCUACCCCCACUCUGUACCCCAGCCACGGCUUGCAGCCUUCAGCGCCCUUCAGUGCCAUGGCAACCUCCCAUAUCAACAACAUGAACAGCCACUACCACUAGGCCUCUCACCACUGCAGGGCAAGGGGGAGGGAUGGGGAGAGAAGGGACGGCCCUCAGAUUUCAUCCUAAGACACUUCCCAUUUUGACCAAGGAGGCAACUGUGUGCAGCAGGGAGGGACACUGUAUUGAGACGACAUUUUAAGAUGGGCUGGAUCUCAGCAAAGGCGUUGGAUGAUCUAGGGGGCAUUUUGUGGGGGGUGAGCUCCCUCCCCAUUGAAUACAGGGCCCUUCAUUUUGUAGAGAACAUUUCAGCAAUGCUCCCAAUUUCUCUCUUUCUUUUUUUCCAACCCCCCUCCCACUAUAUUGAAAUGGCUUCAGAACACUCUUGUAUGUUUUGAAGUCUGGUCAUGGACAGGCGUAAAGACCAGCAAGGGCUCAGCUCAGCAACACACAUACAGUCACAUAUCCUGAGAGGUUGAUGAUGGAGGUGAGAUAGACUUUCAGGUCAAAGUUAGGCAUCCUUGUGAGGUGGGGAAAUGCUUCUCCUCCUUUUAAAAUCCUGCUGGACACGAAGCCCAUUCCCUUAGCUUCAGUGUCUUCAUCUUCCCUGGAUUAGAUACAUGGACAGGAAUCUCAUCCUAUCAGGAAUCCUGUACUGAACAGGAAUACAUUACAUAGCUGCCAUCAGAUUUAGCUGGCUGAUAAUGCCAACUGAGGGCAGUUGAAAUGGACGAAUGGACAUUUUCACAAAGGGGGAGGGAUUUCUUUUCUUAUUCUUUGCUAUUACCCGAAGUGCUGACAAAACCAAGUUUUGGCUCAUCCCUAUUCAAAAUGCAGUUCUGCAGAUACUUCCUUAACCCACAGGAAUUAAUAUUAAAGCAGGAGGACACAAAUAUUUGAAAAGAUGCGGCAUGGUGUUCCCCAAGCUCCAAGAAUUUAAAUGUAUCUGCCUGAGCCUGAGGUCUCUGAUCUCACAAACUAGUCUAGGCAUCAAAUACCCCUCUAUGAGCCCCAGCCUAAUUCUCAGCCCAGCUGGGCUUCUUCUUUGCCCCCAAACCAAAUCCCUUAAUGCUGAACACACACAAGAGUUGCUGCUUCCAUGCAGGCAGCACCAAAAUACAAGUGUGGUAAAAGUUGUCAAUGUAUAAAGUUUCAUUUUUUAAAAAUAGCAAGGCAAUAUAAUGGAAAUGAAACAUUUAAUGAAAUUCAUUCUUUGCCCACUCUAAGUAACUAUCAAUAUCAUUAUCAUCACCAUCAUUAUUAAAUGUAUUCAUAUCCCACCUUUCUCCCAAGUUGGGAUUCAAGGUGGCUUCCAACAUCUAAGAACAUCAUUAUAUAAUACAAGUAAUAUAAACUAGUUAAAAACAAUACUUAAAACACACUUAGAGCAGCAGUUAAAAUAGGGAACUACCAUGUAUUACAUCAGGAUCUGUUGCUUUAAACACAGUGUAGAGUUUGGGGGUGGGAGCUGUGGCCAAACACAUAUUUUUAUUUAUUUAUUACAUUUGUAUACCACCCUAGACGUACAGAUCUCAGAGUGGUAUACAAAUUUAAUAAACAAAUUUAUCAGUACAGCUGUGUCGUCUCACACAAUCUCGCACCCAAACUACCCAAGAGAGACACUAAAUGGUUACCAUUAUCAACAGGGCACACAUGAAACUUAAAGAGGCUUGUGCUUUAAAAAGUCGAAGCUACAUUGGCCAGAAAGUUCAUUUGCAUUUACAAAUGCCUUUCCUCUGUUUUCCGUGUGGAAGAGAAAUCCACUAGAGGCUCAAAUAGUGACAUGAGCCUCAUGUGUUAUUGGCAUUUUGACCUCUGAACCCUAAAAGUUAUAUUGAUGACUCCUGUUCAGCAUGGAAAUGCACUUCAAAUGGCAUACAGAGAUUCUUUUAUUUCAAUAAGUUAUAUACCAUUUAAUUGCAUAAUUUCUAAGCAGUGUACAAGAGGGAUAUGAUGGACACCAGAAAACCUGCCGGAAAAACUGAGAUGGUAGCUAAAGUCAAGAAAAUAGCAGUUGUCCUGGAAAACA